CUAUUGCAUUUGCCUAUUGUCUAGCACAAAAUUAACUAGAAGCAUGAAGGUGUUUGUUUGUUUGGUAGCCUGUAUGUUGUUAAUGUCUAUUGGAGUUAGCAUGGCAAAUGACGAAAUGAUGGAAGACAACGGACAAAUGCAUGAGCGUGUAAAAAGAGCACCGUGUUGGCAAAGAAAAUGUACUUUUAACUUCCAGUGUUGUUAUGGCUAUACCUGUUCAUACAGAAGAUGUGUUCGCAAGAGAGGCUAGUUAAUGCGGUUGUCAAGUCUUUACACGUCCUAGCAAGCAUACAAGAUCCAUAAAAUAUAUUGUUACUUUAAA
Mytilus trossulus (common blue mussel) is the source of this 322-nucleotide messenger RNA. RefSeq lists its product as uncharacterized. NCBI's taxonomy places the organism in Eukaryota, Metazoa, Mollusca, Bivalvia, Mytilida, Mytilidae. The transcript has 4 exons. The coding region runs from base 44 to 250 and encodes 68 amino acids. The record is from RefSeq and is a predicted model, not a curated record.